AUGAACUCAGGGGCACGGCCCCCCCCUUACAACAUCAAUGUCACAGCAAAAACACAGUUUUUUCGGGCACCCACCCUAACUGUGAGGGAAGACCUUGUGAAAGAAGCAGACGACAUUCUGCAUCCUCCUGCUCCUCUCACCCCACUCAAGAUGAGCUCCACAAAUGGGGGACUCAUGACAGUUCAAGGGGAGGUGGUGGAGAUUUCUGCUGUAAAGAAGGUGCUGUCGGGAAAACAACACGUUCCCCUUAAAAACCUCCAGCUGAAGGAGGAUGGGUUUACCAUGGCAGUGUGCCUCUGGAGGGAGGCAGCUGUUAACAGCGUGAACGUGGGAGACCACAUCAGUCUCUCUCACGUUAAGCAGAAACAGUCCUCAUAUGGAGUACAACUUCAUAGUACAGCAUUUACACAGAUUGAGAGAAAUGUCGAGGACAGUGCUGACAUCAUCAUCAUUGGUGUGGCCACGGCAGAAAUGCCAAACCAGCUGGAGGUGUUGCUGGACAAUGGAAAGAGCCUCUACAUUCAAAGCGAGCUGUGGAGUCCCUUCGAUAAAGAACUGGAGGAGGCAGUAAUCAAAGUUACAGUUAAAAUAAGCGGAAAGCAAAUUGUACAUAUUCAAAAAUAUCAGUGCGAAUAAUUUAAAGAAAAUGUACAGUUCCUUUGUUCACUUUGUUCAAAAAUGUGAGAGAUUGUAUUUUAUAACUUAAAAAGAAUGAUUUUUUUUCCUAUCAGUAUUUAUAAUUUUUAAUGAUAUUUUGUUAAGUUCUGUAUUAUAGUUAACAGUUUUAGUAUUUUCCAGCGUUAAGUAUUUAUAUAU
This is a messenger RNA of Oreochromis niloticus (Nile tilapia), 816 nucleotides long. RefSeq lists its product as uncharacterized. Bases 1 to 636 code for a protein of 211 amino acids. Lineage: Eukaryota; Metazoa; Chordata; Actinopteri; Cichliformes; Cichlidae. The transcript has 4 exons. The record is from RefSeq and is a predicted model, not a curated record.